UUUGUCAUCUCCAGCCCUUCGAGAACGAGAUUUGCGCUCGUUUUGUUUAUUUUCAUUUUUGCGACAAAUACGUUUAAACGAAGCUGGCAAAAUGUCCGGCCUGGAGUCGUAUAUCAAUCACACAGUGUCGAUUAUCACGGCGGAUGGACGCAAUUUCAUCGGCACACUCAAGGGAUUUGAUCAGACCAUCAACAUCAUCAUCGACGAGUGCCAUGAACGCGUCUUCUCCACAACAGCGGGCAUCGAACAGAUUGUGCUUGGACUGCACAUAAUACGCGGCGACAACAUUGCUGUAAUUGGACUGAUAGAUGAUAGCAUCGAUUCCCGUUUGGAUUUGGCCAACAUACGAGGCGAACCCCUUGGACCUGUCGUACAUUGAUUAAGCAACCGAAUAAAACUCAAGAAAUGUUAAAAUA
Molecule: messenger RNA, 416 nt
Organism: Drosophila albomicans
Lineage: Eukaryota; Metazoa; Arthropoda; Insecta; Diptera; Drosophilidae
Product: U6 snRNA-associated Sm-like protein LSm8
Exons: 1
Coding region: 92-379 (95 amino acids)
Biological process (GO): mRNA splicing, via spliceosome
Cellular component (GO): U4/U6 x U5 tri-snRNP complex; precatalytic spliceosome; U6 snRNP
Molecular function (GO): RNA binding
Source: RefSeq, a predicted model, not a curated record